GCUAAGGUAGCCAGCGUCUAUGAAUCACCCGGCUUCUUUCUAGGGUUGGAUCCCAUUCCAGGAGCCCUUGAAGCCAUGCAGGAGAUGAUCCGCAUGCAGGACACUGAAGUCUUCAUCUGCACAAGUCCUCUCCGGAAAUACGAGCACUGCAUCGUGGAAAAGUAUCAGUGGGUAGAGAAACAUUUGGGACCCGAGUUUGUGGAGCGGAUCAUUCUAACCCGAGAUAAGACCGUCGUAUCCGGCGACCUGCUGUUUGAUGACAAGGACACCAUCCGAGGCGCAGAGCCGAACCCAAGCUGGGAGCACAUCCUGUUCACCUGCUGCCACAACCGGCACGUGGAGCUGCCGGCCCCGCGCCGCCGCCUGCUCUCCUGGGCCGACGACUGGAGGGGCAUCUUGGCCAGCAAGCGCCAGCGGUAA
Messenger RNA from Merops nubicus (carmine bee-eater), 420 nucleotides. It is a transcript of the gene NT5C, whose product is annotated as 5', 3'-nucleotidase, cytosolic. The annotation marks the transcript as partial. Gene Ontology annotation, biological process: pyrimidine deoxyribonucleotide catabolic process. The record is from RefSeq and is a predicted model, not a curated record. Lineage: Eukaryota; Metazoa; Chordata; Aves; Coraciiformes; Meropidae. The transcript has 4 exons. Gene Ontology annotation, molecular function: 5'-nucleotidase activity.